Messenger RNA from Penicillium vulpinum, 960 nucleotides. RefSeq lists its product as uncharacterized. The transcript has 2 exons. NCBI's taxonomy places the organism in Eukaryota, Fungi, Ascomycota, Eurotiomycetes, Eurotiales, Aspergillaceae. The annotation marks the transcript as partial. The record is from RefSeq and is a predicted model, not a curated record.
ACUCAUCUCAAGUCUUCGUCUUGUUGGUUACUCUCAACACAGAAUCGUGCGCCGAAAACCCCAGCCAGAAUGAGCACACAAGGAAGAACAACCAACUCUUCAGCGGUGGGGUUUGACCAUGUCUGUUUCGACGAGGAAGAUGACUUCUCUGCUCGAGAAAGUGCUAUUCCAGAAGCAGCGUCUCAACUACAUCGUGCGAAGGAGCCCUACCGUUCAUUCAACGUUUUCAAAGAUGUAGCACUCGGUACAAAUGCCUUCAGCUUUUGCCUUCAGAUUCACCCUUCUGGGGGACUUGCUCAAUCUCCAAGCCCAGUAUAUCACACCUUGCGCAUCCCCUGGUAUCGCCAAGGCCUGUAUCUACCAGCCUCGUUUGAUCUUUACUCUGGUGGCAAUGUCGUACGUAGCCGAAAAGACCCUUCUCCUAAACCUCAAGACCACCGCGCGCACAUUCACUACCGUGGCUUUGAGGGUCUGUUAAGUCUCCAUGUGACGGUAGACAUAUUCCGCCAAGUAAGCCCUAAUGCACUUCAAAAUGAGCUUCUAGGCUCCGAGGAAGGUUUCCCAGGCCUUUUCAAGCACUGCUCGCUGGACAUCGUUCGGGAGGGAGUUGGUAGGACUUACCGUGUUAGUAUUACUAAUGGUGAGCCUGUCAAAACAUUCUACUGGAAAGGAUCCAAGACUGCAUUGUCUCUCCUUGAAACUGAAGGGAAGGCCUCCGCCCCUAGUGAUGGAAACGGCAAUCUUAAGUUCUUUGCUGCGGAUAAACCAGAUGAUAUUCUUGCGGUGUGGCAGAAUAGAACUGAUCGACAAAUUUUCGGUUCCCUGAAUGUUAUCGCUGAGCUUGAUGCUGAUUCGGAUGGGAUUCUUGAAGGGUUAAUGGUGAGUUGCCUGGCAGUGGUCAUUGCAGAAAGGGUUUCCGGGCGAGGGUGGAUAGGGGGUCUGGGGAAGUCUAGGAAUUGA